This is a messenger RNA of Durio zibethinus, 1450 nucleotides long. Its product is annotated as succinate--CoA ligase [ADP-forming] subunit alpha-2, mitochondrial-like. Lineage: Eukaryota; Viridiplantae; Streptophyta; Magnoliopsida; Malvales; Malvaceae. Gene Ontology annotation, biological process: tricarboxylic acid cycle. Gene Ontology annotation, cellular component: succinate-CoA ligase complex (ADP-forming); mitochondrion. Gene Ontology annotation, molecular function: succinate-CoA ligase (ADP-forming) activity; succinate-CoA ligase (GDP-forming) activity. The record is from RefSeq and is a predicted model, not a curated record.
AAAUAAUUAAUGAAAAAAAAAAAAGGGGAGCUGACCAAGAUAGAGAAGGCUUUCGCUUCUCUACGCAAUUUUGUUCUCGUGUAGAGUUUGUUGUUUGCAGCGGCAGACGCAAAGGAGGUCCACAAGUGAAUCAGUAGCAGCUGCAAUGGCUAGACAAGCCUCACGGCUCAUCCAAUCUUUGUCUUCCAAGAUUUCUCCUCACAAACCCCAAAUAUCCCUAUUCAAUCUCUCCUCCUCCUCCUCCCCUUCUUCUUCUUCUUCUUCUUCUUCUUUUUGGACUCGGUCACGGUCAUUCUCGGCGGCUCCCGCGCCUAAACCUGCGGUUUUCGUAGACAAGAACACUCGCGUCAUUUGCCAAGGAAUCACUGGCAAGAAUGGCACUUUCCACACCGAGCAAGCCAUCGAAUAUGGCACUAAGAUGGUUGGUGGAGUUACACCAAAGAAGGGUGGAACAGAGCACUUAGGACUUCCUGUUUUCAACACGGUUGCCGAAGCAAAGGCUGAAACCAAGGCUAAUGCUUCUGUCAUUUAUGUUCCUCCACCUUUUGCUGCAGCUGCUAUCAUGGAGGCAAUGGAAGCUGAAUUGGACCUUGCUGUUUGUAUCACCGAAGGAAUUCCUCAAAAUGACAUGGUCCGUGUGAAGGCUGCCCUUAAUCAGCAAUCAAAAACCAGGCUGAUUGGUCCAAACUGCCCUGGCAUCAUUAAACCUGGGGAAUGCAAGAUUGGAAUCAUGCCUGGAUAUAUUCACAAACCAGGUCGCAUAGGAAUUGUUUCUCGAUCGGGCACUUUAACAUAUGAAGCAGUUUUUCAAACAACUGCAGUUGGUCUGGGGCAAUCAACCUGUGUAGGAAUUGGUGGGGAUCCUUUUAAUGGAACAAACUUCGUUGAUUGUGUAAAAAAAUUCCUUGCUGAUCCUCAGACUGAAGGUAUCGUUCUAAUUGGUGAGAUAGGCGGCACUGCAGAAGAAGAUGCUGCUACACUAAUAACGGAAAGUGGGACUGAAAAGCCUGUUGUUGCCUUCAUUGCUGGACUUACUGCUCCUCCAGGACGGCGUAUGGGUCACGCUGGAGCUAUAGUGUCUGGGGGCAAGGGCACAGCUCAGGACAAAAUCAAGACUCUGAGGGAAGCUGGAGUGACGGUUGUUGAAUCACCUGCAAAGAUUGGUGUAGCAAUGCUUGAUGUCUUGAAGCAAAGAGGUCUCACGAAUUAGUGUUUUUUCUAGAAAAAAGAAAUCAUUUUCCUGAAUUAGUUUCAGGUGGAUUUUUUUUUAUAUAUUUUCAUUGUUUUGUCCAAAAUUAUUUUAUACUGAAAGGAAGGGAAAUCUUUUAUCCUCUUUCAAUGUGCCAUCCUUUGAUGGUUGUGUUGAUACAAACAAACCCGAGAAGUUUGAGCCUUGAGAAAAAUUCAUUACAGCCGCUUGUUUAUUAGUGGUAGUGUUUCACCAUGGGAA